AUGUACAGGCAAAUUCGGGUAAAUUCGGCCCAUACGCGCUUUCAAAAAAUCCUCUUUCGCAAUAAGGACGGAGAGCUCUGUGACUAUGAACUCGAUACAGUCACCUUCGGCGUAAACUGUGAGCCUUUUCUAGCCAUCCGCAUACUACAACAGUUGCCUCAGGAUAUCCGAGGCCAAUAUCCUUUGGCAAGUGACAUCAUCUCGAACUUCAUGUACGUCGACGAUGUGCUUGCAGGCACUCACACUAAGCGGUCGGCAGUUUUAGCCAUCGAGGAGCUUCGGCUGGCUCUUGAGAGUGCUGGUUUUCCAUUACGGAAGUGGACCUCGAACGAAAGAAAACUCCUACAAGAGGUUCCAAAGGAGCACUUGAUUAGUGCAGACUUUCUUGAGCUUGAAGAGGCUAUCGCUCCUGUCAGAUCCCUCUCCAUACCACGCUUGGAAUUGUGCGGAGCAGUGCUGCUCACGGAGCUGGCAGCUCUAGUAAUUUCUGAAAUGCCUCCUCAUGUUUAUGAGACCUUUUACUGGACCGACUCCACGAUCGUUCUUGCAUGGCUGAGUAGGCCAGCGUGCACCUGGACAACCUUCGUUGCCAACAGGGUCGCAAAAGUCGAACAGUGUACCGACGGAAGCAAGUGGGGACAUGUACGAUCCGAAGACAAUCCAGCUGAUCUGGCAAGCCGGGCCGUCUCACCCCAAGAGCUUAAGGACAGCGCACUGUGGUGGCGUGGGCCAGCUUGGUUGCACCUCAAACAGGAGCAGUGUCCGAGUGAGUUGUGGUUCCAUCCGAAGACUGAGCUUGAGCAGCGCCCCGUCAAAUGUCACACGGUCGCAGUGCCCUCAGCAGUUGAGAUCCUAGAGAGGUUCUCAGCCUUUGACCGAGCUCUGCGCGUUCUUGCUUAUGUGUUUCGCUUUGUGAAAAGUUGCCGGAGGAAAGGUGUAGCCUCAUCGGUAGAACUCACUGCGGCGGGAUUGUCGGAGGUGCAGGAGCGGUUAAUUGUGCUCACUCAGAAGAAUGAGUUCCCCGCCGAAUAUAAGGUUUUGAGCAACAAGCAACCAGUUCCACCCGCAAGCGCCAUUUCUAACCUAAACCCCUUUCUCGACGGAAAUGGUGUCUUGAGAGCCAGAGGCAGGUUACAAGCAUCUGAAAUGCUUAGUUAUGAUGAAAAACAUCCGAUCAUCCUUCCUGCACGGUGUAGGUUCGCCGAACUUCAAGUCCUGUUUAUCCAUCGCAUAUCCUUGAAUGGGGGGAAUCAAUUAAUGAUCCGACUGAUUCGUUUCAAAUUCUGGAUUCCCAAGCUUAAAAUGAUGGUGAAUCGAACAAUACACUCGUGCCGAGUGUGUGUCAUCCACAAGAAGAGACUGCAGACGCAGUUGAUGGGGAAUUUGCCCCGUGCGAGGUCCACGUUCUCCAGACCGUUCACCCAUACGGGAGUGGACUUCGCAGGACCAUUUGACGUCAAGAGUUAUGUCGCGACCUCCGACUUGACUACUGAGAAGUUCUUGGUUCGCUCAACCUCGCCGAAGGAUAGUUCCCCACCCCGCAGCUCCUUGUCAACGCCGACUAGCGCGCCUAGCCUGGUGCGGACGAGCGUCAGCAUCCUUCCGACCGCUGCCGUGCUCAUUGGGUCCGAGCAGAAGAGAUUCGAUGUGCGAGUCUUGGUGGAUCCGAGCUGCCCCGUGAGUCGCAUCCACGUCUCGCUGGUGAAGGCCCUCAACUUGACAGUCACGGGCGUGGGCAACGAACGGCUGUGCACCACCGAGAUUCGCUCAAAAACGUCCCGGAUGAGCAAACAGCUGCUGAUGCUGGUGGACGAGCAGAUGGAUCCGAAGGUGCAGGACAUGUUCCACAACAUGACGCUAGCGGAUGACCGGUUGUUCCACCCAGCGCUUGUCUCGGCUGUCCUUGGAGCAGACGUUUACGCCGACCUGAUGCUGCCGGGUAUCAUCGCGAGCCAGGACGACCUGCCCAUGGCAAAAAAUUCCAAGCUGGGAUGGAUCCUUUCGGGACGCGGUUCUCUACCCAAAAUUUGCAAGUAUUCCUCUUGCAAGGGGGGGAGAAUGUUCAUGCCGAACAGCUGA
Messenger RNA from Drosophila santomea, 2079 nucleotides. RefSeq lists its product as uncharacterized. The transcript has 3 exons. The record is from RefSeq and is a predicted model, not a curated record. Lineage: Eukaryota; Metazoa; Arthropoda; Insecta; Diptera; Drosophilidae. The coding region runs from base 1 to 2079 and encodes 692 amino acids.